Paramormyrops kingsleyae is the source of this 536-nucleotide messenger RNA. Lineage: Eukaryota; Metazoa; Chordata; Actinopteri; Osteoglossiformes; Mormyridae. The record is from RefSeq and is a predicted model, not a curated record.
GAAACGGGCUUCCAUACUAUGCAGAUCCUGGUGUAAACUGAAAGUAAAAGUAUCCUCAGAAACGCGCUUUUCCUGUAGGGAUUUAACUGCGUUAGUAAAAGCGCAUAUAUAGGCCUAUGCUGUUCAUAAAAAAAGAAAAUACAUGGCAAAAUUAGUCCGUCACAGAAACAGUUAUUAGUGUAAGAAUAAAGGUUGUAAUGCAGAUCAAAAGUUUCAACAUUAUUUUGAUUUUGUUAAAGUGCGUCGUUAACUCUGAUGGUUUCCUGCUACACGGCUCUGCUGGUCCUCUAACAGCCCGGCUGGGAGGAGCUGUACUGCUGCCCUGCUUCGUGGACACACCCCUGCCUUUGGAGGAGCUGGAGGUGGACUGGAGAAGGACUGAUUCAGACAUCAUCGUGCACCUAUUCCAGGAUGGUCAGAGCAGACCUGAAUCACAGGGGGACGCCUACAGGGACAGAGCCCACUUCUUCUCUCAGGAAAUCCCCAAAGGCAACUUCUCUCUGCUGCUUGAGGGUGUGAGGACUGCANUUAAAUGA